AAGUUCAUACCUUUCUGCGGUAGCUCUUCUGGCUACUUUUGUGUUUAUUAUACUUUCGAAUCGGAAUAAAGGGGAAAAAAGCUAGUCAACACGCGACAAUCAAUACAAAUCACGGCAUAUCAACAACAUACACAGUUGAAAGUGCUCGCCAACAAACGAACGAUGGCUUCGAAAGCGCCAGCAUUGCAAGACGAUGAAAGAUUCGCUCUGAUGAAGUUCCGCCGACAAGUGGCAGAUGUGUUGAAACCCGAACAUGACGACUACUACCUUCUACGAUGGCUGCGAGCACGUUCCUGGAAUCCGGAGGCCGCCGAAAAGAUGCUGCGUGACUCGAUGAAGUUUCGCGAACGCUGGAAUGCCGACGACAUCGACAAGUGGCCCACGCCGCAGAUUCUUAAAGACUUGGCCCCGCAUGGCAUGGCGGGUUUCGACCGGGAGGGAUCGCCGAUCAUCAUCAUCCCCUUUUCCGGGUUCGAUAUCUGGGGCCUACUGCAUACGGUCUCCCGGGCAGACAUCAUCCGGAUGACACUGCAGGCUCUGGAGGGAUACAUGAAGGUGGCCUUCGAGCAGAGUGAAAAAAUGAACAAUCCGGCCUGCCGACAGUUUGUGGUAAUUUUCGAUAUGGAAAAUUUCAGUCUGAAACAGUACGUGUGGCGGCCGGCGAGCGAAGUGAUUAUUUCACUGAUCAAAAUGUACGAAGCAAACUAUCCAGAAAUUCUUAAAUGCUGCUACAUCAUCAACGCACCGAAAGUGUUUGCCUUCGCGUACAAUAUGGUGAAGAAAUUUUUGGGUGACUACACGAUCGACAAGAUCAAAAUUUACAAAUCGGACCGAAACAAGUGGCUACCGGCAAUCCUGGAUCGCUGUCCGGCUUCCCAGAUCCCGAAGCACUUCGGGGGCACCCAAACGGACGAGGAUGGGAAUCCCAAGUGCGAGAAGAAAAUCUGCUAUGGCGGAAAAGUACCAAAGUCCAUGUACACCUCCAAGGAGGAUAGCUUCAACAACAACCUCACCUUUACCGAGAUCGAGAUCAAGAAGGGCGGCAAGGUGAAGCUGACGUUCGACUGCGAGGACGCCGGGUGCUUCUUGAAAUGGGAAUUCCGCACCUUCGACCACGACAUCAAAUUCGGCAUCAAAUGUGUCAACAAGAAAACUCAGGAAAGUGUAAUCGAAGUCCCGCUGAAACGAGUAGCCUCCCACCAGGUGGACGAGUCUGGAUUUAUCACCUGUCAACCGGGAUGCACCUAUUCUGUCCUAUUUGACAACUCGUACAGCUACUUCAAGAACAAGAAAAUUCGCUAUUCGGUCCUGAUGACGACACCGCUCAGUGAAAUCGAACAGACGGCCAAUGCAAUCACCGUCACGGAAGAGGCAGUCGAAGUCACCGAGGAUUAGGUUUGGGUUAAUCAA
Ochlerotatus camptorhynchus is the source of this 1410-nucleotide messenger RNA. RefSeq names its product SEC14-like protein 2. Gene Ontology annotation, cellular component: cytoplasm. Bases 163 to 1395 code for a protein of 410 amino acids. The record is from RefSeq and is a predicted model, not a curated record. Lineage: Eukaryota; Metazoa; Arthropoda; Insecta; Diptera; Culicidae. The transcript has 6 exons.